AUGGACAAAUCAUGGAUGAUGGAGAAUAGGAUGUCCAGGGAGUAUGAAUUGGGAGUGGAAGCGUUCAUUCAAUUUUGUUUUCGUCAUGCCAAAGGUUCCAGUACUAUCAGGUGUCCAUGUUUGAAAUGUGGGAACCGUUUGCCGCAAGACGAAUCAACAGUCAGAUAUCAUCUAUAUGCCAAUGGGAUCGAUCAAAGCUAUAAGAUAUGGUUUUGGCAUGGCGAAUCUUUUACAUCAGAGACUUCAUGUAAUCGACAGGCUUACACGAACGAAGAAACGGUCGACGAUGAUUUAUUUCAUGUGAUAAAUAUGGUUCAAAAUGUCCGCGAUCAGUUUUCUGAAGUACCUAAUACGUUUGACAAUAUGUUCGAUGAUGCAAAGAAGCCUCUAUUUCCUGGUUGUAAAAGAUUCACAAAGUUAUCAGCAUUAGUUAGGCUAUACAACCUGAAGGUUAGAUUUGGAUGGAGUAAUGCUAGCUUCUCCGAACUACUGGCAACGAUUAGCGAGUUAUUGCCUGAAAAUAAUAAAAUGCCGAUAUCCAUAAAAGAUCUGGCAGACAUCAGUAGGUGUCCUAAAUGUAACACUUCGAGGUGGAAGACAAGUAAGAACUCAAAUGAAGAGAUUAAGGGAGUUGCAGCUAAACAGCUGUGGUAUUUUCCAAUUGUUCCGAGGUUCUUAAGGAUGUUCAAGAACUCCGAAUAUGCAAAGCACUUGUGUUGGCAUGCAAAUGACAGGAAAGUAGACGGUGUGUUAAGGCAUCCAGCUGAUACUCCAUCUUGGAGGUUGGUAGACCAUUUGUGGCCAGAUUUUGGGUCCGAACCGAGAAACCUCCGCUUGGGGUUGUCCACAGAUGGCAUCAAUCCAUACGGAGAUUUAUCAACGAAAUAUAGUUGUUGGCCUGUGAUUGCUACAAUAUACAACCUUCCACCAUGGCUAUGUAUGAGGAGGAAGUAUUUAAUGUUAACUAUGUUAAUCUCGGGACCUAAGCAACCAGGAUACGACAUAAAUGUCUACCUAGCACCUUUGAUUGAUGAUCUCAAACUUAUGUGGGAAGAAGGUGUUCAGUGUUUUGAUGCACAUAGAAAUGAAAGAUUCACCCUGCGAGCUGUCUUACUCGUGAAGGGGUAUAAGGCUUGUCCAAUAUGUGGGGAGGAAACUUCUUCUAUAAGACUACCACAUGGGAAGAAAAAUGCAUAUAUGGGACAUAGAAAAUACUUGCCACGUCAUCACCCUUAUAGGAGACAAAAGAAAGCAUUUGAUGGUAAUCAGGAGCAUGGAACACCUCCUCUCCCUUUAUCAGGCGAGACAAUUUAUAAUAGACUUAAGGAUAAGACCUUUCCAUGCGGUAAAAGGUCUACUAGAAGGUUGAAUGAAGAUAUUUCGAACGACUACUGGAAGAGGAUUUCUGCAUUCUAUGAGUUAACGUACUGGAAAAAAUUACAUGUAAGACACUGUCUUGAUGUUAUGCAUAUUGAGAAGAAUGUAUUGAUGAAUAUAAUUGGUACACUGCUUGACAUACCAGGGAAGAGUAAGGAUGGAUUGAGUGCUAGACUUGAUUUGGUAGAAAUGAACAUUCGACCCGAGUUGGCCCCUGUGUCCGAUGGAAGUAGAACUUACAUACCUGCAGCAUGUUAUACAUUGUCAAGAGAGGAGAAAGUCUCUAUUUGCAGAACUUUGUCUGAUCUUAAGGCUCCAGAAGGUUAUUCGUUGAAUUUCAGAAGUUUGGUAUCUUUAGAGAACCUAACGCUCUCUGGUCUUAAAUCACAUGAUUGCCAUGUUAUAAUGCAACAACUUCUCCCAAUUGCAAUACGUGGAAAUUUACCUAACAAUCAAGACGUUGUUGAAACAUUAUGUUUGCUUGAAAAGUACUUUCCACCAUCAUUUUUCACCAUUAUGGUACAUCUAUGCGUCCACCUUGUGCGAGAGGCAAAACUUUGUGGACCCAUAUACCUUCGGUGGAUGUACCCAUUCGAAAGAUAUAUGAAAAUGUUGAAAAGUUAUGUCCGUAAUAGAAAUCGUCCGGAAGGAUCGAUUGCAGAAGCACACAUAUGUGAAGAAGCUGUUGAAUUUUGUUCUGAGUUUCUAUCUGGGCUUGACCCCAUUGGACUAGGUUCAUUUAAAUCUCGAGAGGAAGGUCGGAUCGAAAGACCGUUAUCUGCUGGAUCAUCUACUACACCUAGUCAAGUUACUCGAUUGGCCUUACAUAGACGACAUAUGGAAAUCUUGAAAUCUUCCAACCCACGAAGGGCAAGAAAUGAGAAAUGGUUGCGAGAUGAGCACAAUAGAUCAUUUCCUAACUGGAUACGAGACGAGGUCAUGCGUGAAAUCCAGGAAGGUCAAGUCGUGAGCAUGACAAUUAGAUGGAUUGCACAUGGCCCACAUCCCGUUGUGAUGAUAUAUGAGGGAUAUAAAGUCAAUGGAAUUUGCUACAACACAAAGCGUCGUGAUGACACUAGAACGGUUCAAAAUAGUGGGGUUAUGUUCGUUGCAUCAACAAUGCAUGUGGCUAGUGCCAAAGACAAAAACCCGAUAAUUGCUGACAUGUCCUUCUAUGGUGUGAUUCAAGGAAUAUGGGAAGUCAGUUACAACACUUUUGGGGUCACACUGUUUAGAUGUGACUGGGUCGAUACGAAGAAUGGAGUACGAGUAGACGAUCUUGGAUUCACACUAGUUGACCUCAAUCGUAUAGGACACUAUUCAGGUUCAUUCAUAUUAGCAUCACAAGCAAGACAAGUGUUCUAUGUUAAAGAUCCCAGUGAUGAUAGAUGGUCCGUCGUUGUGAAGCCACAAGAAAAAGAUUUUGUUGAUAAUUUUAACAACGACGAGCUAGGCGAUACAUCCCUCCAUUGUCCGGCAAUUUUAGAAUGUCCAGCAGACAUGACUAGAGAAGAUGAAGAGAUCCCAUAUAUCAGGGUCGACUGUGAAGGCACUUGGGACACUUUUAAUUCCAAUCUGGAAGAUCUACUUGUAGUAUUCAAUAGUCCACUUGGCAGUUCUUAG
Cucumis melo (muskmelon) is the source of this 3000-nucleotide messenger RNA. RefSeq lists its product as uncharacterized. NCBI's taxonomy places the organism in Eukaryota, Viridiplantae, Streptophyta, Magnoliopsida, Cucurbitales, Cucurbitaceae. The record is from RefSeq and is a predicted model, not a curated record. The transcript is spliced from 7 exons. The coding region runs from base 1 to 3000 and encodes 999 amino acids.